Messenger RNA from Babesia bovis T2Bo, 3784 nucleotides. Its product is annotated as mac/perforin domain containing protein. The transcript is spliced from 2 exons. The record is from RefSeq and is a predicted model, not a curated record. NCBI's taxonomy places the organism in Eukaryota, Apicomplexa, Aconoidasida, Piroplasmida, Babesiidae. The coding region runs from base 50 to 3742 and encodes 1230 amino acids.
CCAUUUACUACAUUCUAGCAUUUACUAAGCUAAUAUCGUAUCUAAAACAAUGAAGUUCAUACUGAUUCCCGUUUUUGCGGUGUUUUCAGUGGUGUUUUCACCCUCCACCAUCAAUGUCUUUGCCAAAACUUUGGCCAAAGAGAACGAGUUUAACGCAUCCGCAGCAAAUAACAUUCCUGAGGAUGAUGUAUUAGCAUUUAUUGAAGCUAAUAAUGGCGAGGAAGGAUUAGAAAAUGGAAAUGAAGAAAUAAGAUAUAAUGUAAAUGAUUCUGAGUUCGACUCUGAUGAAGGUGAAAAGAAUUCCCCAUUCGAUUCAGUUAAUGAUGACAAGAAAAAUGUAGAUGAUGAUAAUGAUCGUGAUUCUAAAUUUAUAGAAAUGAACUAUGAUAAUCAGGUUGAAGAUGCUAAAAGCAGUCUGUUGGAAUUGGGCGUAUCCAAAGUUGGACAUGCUAGACCUUCCAUUCGAGCUAAAAAGGUUGCAAAGACUCCACUUUUAAGACGCAAGGCUAAUGGUGAUUCACGGCCUAUACCAAAAAAGCGCAGUGCAGGGGGCGCCGCUGCAACGAGUAGAAGACCAUCGACAAGAAGGGGUAAUAAUCUAUCUUCUACCACAACUAACAAACCCAUUAAACCUGUAGCAUCUCCUGGAAACAAAAGAACCAUGGGUGAUAGAAAUGCUGCUAGAAUCGGUAGGAGGCAAAGAAACAAUGGUAUUAGGUCUGCCAAUGCUGCCAAAUCAGCCGGAAAGAAAUGGACUGCUGGUUUAAGAUCAAAGAAAAAAACGGAUGAGACAGUAACUCCGACUAAAUUAGCUGAUACAUCCGCUACGCCAAGUGCUACUGAUGCUCCAGUUGCAAAGAAGAAAUCUAUCAUUAGACGUGGCCUCACCGCCGCUGCUAAAGGGAUGGGUGCAGCCACUGUAUCUGCCGCAGCAGGUGUCGGAGCUAAGACUCUUAUAGGUGAUGAGCCUCUUGAAGGCGUGCUUCCAAAUGGUUUAUUUGGAUCUAAGAAAAACAACGAAAGUGCAGAUGUCGAUGAGGAAGAUUAUGCUGAAGAUGUAGAUUCUGAUGAUUCCAUGCCUAAAAUGGCAUCGUCCACUGCGAGGACACGUGGGCAACUUUCAAGAAGAAGAGGUGAUGAUUAUGACGUUCUAGAUGAAGAUGCAGAUACCGAUAUAUAUGAUAGCGGCAUGAUUAAUAGACCCCAAAGGAAGAAUGCUAAAAAUAGCAUAGUGUUACCAGCCACUGGUGAUUUAUAUGAUGACGAGCCGAAUAAUAGAAAUUCGAAAAAACAAUUUGUAUCUGAAGGACCCGGAUCAGAUCCUGCAUUGACUGAUCGUGAUUUUGAAGAAGCAAUGAAAUUGUUGGACAAGGAGACUAAUAAAUACAAAAAUAAGGUUGAAGAUGGAAACGACGUUGAAGAAACAUCUACAGGCGAUGAACUCUUUGAGGACAUUAAAUCGGAUUAUGACGUAGUUAAGCAGAUGAACCAAAACCACGAAGACGAAGUGGCUCUGGCUAUGCCGCCUCCCGUUCGAGGCUUGCGGAAAGCUAUUAAUAAUAACAACAACAUCACACCACGGUACGCUACCAGUAGUAGCAACAAUAGAUCACAUCAUAGAAUCCCAGAACAAACAACAGAAACAAAUUACAAUCCUAACAUCAAUUUCAUAGAAAGGUCACACUCCGAUGCUAAUAAAACAAAGCGCAAACAUGCAAAAAAAGAUUAUCGACAGGGCACGUUCGAUAAUAGUGUGUUUAAUACAUCUUCCACGAACGAUGAGGGAAGUGUAUUUGACGGUUUGGAUACCUUUGAUGAAGAAAACGAUUUUGAUGAUAGCAUUGUAGAAUCUCCUAAAUCAACAAAUAUAAAGGGCGAAUACAUCGAUGAAAGUGAUUAUAAAGAUUAUAUGGAUGACAUUUUGUAUGGUGAUGAUGUACCUGAAAAGUCAUUCAUGGAUGACAUAGACGACAGAGGAUCUUUAGAUCUUCUAGAUGACAACGUUAACAAAAACUCACGUAAAUAUAAGUUUGAUAAUCUAGAUCCUGAGCAAGAAAGUGAAAAUGAUCUACUGUUGGCAGGCUAUGACGAUAACGAUGGCGAUGAUCCGUUCUACGAAGAAGAAAGUGAAGCCGAUAAUGAAGGAGAUAAAGAUUGGGUUGGUGUAAACGAUGAAGAUCUCGACGAUGAUAUAGAUAAGAAGCCUAGUGAGGAUAAUGCUAUACGUAAAGAUGAGAAGAACGCCGAUGAAUCGGCGCACAAUGAACAGGGUGGGGAAUAUGUUAAUCCAAAUCAUAACAUGGAUGAUGAUCCAUUCUACGAAGAAGAAAGUGAAGCCGAUAAUGAAGGGGAUAAAGAUUGGGUUGGUGUAAACGAUGAAGAUCUCGACGAUGAUAUAGAUAAGAAGCCUAGUGAGGAUAAUGCUAUACGUAAAGAUGAGAAGAACGCCGAUGAAUCGGCGCACAAUGAACAGGGUGGGGAAUAUGUUAAUCCAAAUCAUAACAUGGAUGAUGAUCCAUUCUACGAAGAAGAAAGUGAAGCCGAUAAUGAAGGGGAUAAAGAUUGGGUUGAUGUAAACGAUGAAGAUCUAGACGAUGAUAUAGAUUCUCCCCCAACCCACGAAUUACCAGAGGAUGCAUCAAUGGAUGCAAUGAUGCAUUUGGAAGAUGAAGAUGAUGAAGAUCAUGGUGAAAAUGAAGAUGCUGAUAUAAAUGAAGAAAUAAAUGAUGUUGAAUCACCAAGUGGUCUUGAAUACUUGGGAGCUGGAUAUGAUCUUUUGAAGGGCAACCCGAUGGGUGAUACAAUUAUACUAUUAGAUCCGGGUUAUAGAGCAAGUGUCGUACAAAUGCAUUGGCGUGAUGACGCUGAAGGGCUUUCAAACAGUCGCCAUUUUAUUCAACCGAAGGGGGCUUGGGUGCGACCUUAUACGUCAUGUCACAAGGGUGAAACGAUUUCAGAGGUUGCAAAGACUCAAUCUCUGGAUAAUGUUCUAUCUGCUGAUGCUUCAGUAUCUGCAUCUUUACCAGGAGAUAAAUUUAAGUUUGCUGCAUCAGUCAACUAUAACAACAUAAAGAAGGCUUAUGACUCCAAGGGCGUAAAUACAUAUGUAAGCAGGUCAUACUGUUUCAAUUUUGUAGCGGGUAUACCGAUGUCUAUUAAAUGGGACACAACUCAAGCUUUCCAAGCCGCAUUGAAAGGUUUGCCAAAAACAUUUCAAGAAGAAGGCAAUGGGUUGGUUUGCCACCCCUACGACUAUCUUGUUCAUCCACGUUCUCAGGCGUGCAAAGAGUUAGGAGUAACCGCAUGGAUGCAAUUUUUCACUGUAUUCGGCACGCACGUUACGACUAAAGUUUAUCUUGGAGGGAAGAUGCUUACUAUCAUUGAAACCAAAUCAUCCCAAGAAGCUGACCUGAAAAAGAAGGGCAUUGACGUAAAAGCUGAACUGAGUGUCCAGGCUGAGGUAGCAACGGUUGAUGCAUCGGUUAACGCCAGCACGUCCAGCCUUCACAAUAGAGAUACAGAAUCGUUGGAUACUAAAAAGUCGAUGUUUGUCAUAGGAGGUGAUAUAUACGGGGACGGGAAUACUAUCGUCUUCAAUGACUGGGCUGCUACCGUUCCAGAAAAUUCAAUGCCCAUAAAAGCUGAGUACACCCCGCUUGCAAUGAUAAUGGGCCACGAAUACAUGAAAGCAUACAAUGAUGCCUAUCUGUUUUACGGAAAGGUGUCAGUGGGUGCCGUAUAGGGUUAAUGAACCCGUGUCGAAAAAAGUGCUUCUAUCGAUGAU